Messenger RNA from Magallana angulata, 4129 nucleotides. RefSeq names its product ceramide glucosyltransferase-like. The transcript is spliced from 10 exons. Gene Ontology annotation, biological process: glucosylceramide biosynthetic process. The record is from RefSeq and is a predicted model, not a curated record. Bases 436 to 1662 code for a protein of 408 amino acids. NCBI's taxonomy places the organism in Eukaryota, Metazoa, Mollusca, Bivalvia, Ostreida, Ostreidae. Gene Ontology annotation, molecular function: ceramide glucosyltransferase activity. Gene Ontology annotation, cellular component: membrane.
AGCAAUUGGAUAGUAUCCAUAUUACGUAUGAAUGGAAUUUUACGGGUUGACUUUCAUGCAUUGGAGCUUCAUAAAAUCCAUUGAGUCAUUGCUAUUUAUUGAACAUCAGCUCGGAAAAGGGUUACAUAGUACAUUUUAGAAACCUAAGACCAUUUUCAAAAAUGUGCACCGUCUGGCAUAGUUCAGCAGUAUAGUCUCAGCUAUUUAAAUGUGGAAUAUGAAUAAUGGGGUUUAUUGAAUGGAUCAAUGAAUAGUUGGGUAUUUCACACACACAAACAUCCAUGUAUAGGCUAUACACUAGAUAUCAGUGGUCUGUACUUUUAAAAAAAAUCAUGUGGUUUUGACUCACAUUCAGUCAGUUGUUUGUUCCGCAAGAAAAUGAUGAACAAUUAAUUAAUCAGAGAUCAUGGAAGGCGUUCAUUAUUGAUUGAGAAAAUGUACUACCUGGACCCGCAGAGCCUGGACUACAUCCUGUUCUUCCUGGCCGUGGUCUCCAUCAUCUUCUUUGCAGCGUUCUGGAUCACAACCAUCAUAUCCCUCAUAGGAGCGAAAUGUGUUCUGUAUCGGAAGUCGGACCUGAUCUCCUACGACGAGAGUCUCUCGGGGGUGUCGGUCAUAAAGCCACUGAUGGGAGUGGACCCAUUACUGGAGGAAAACCUAGAGAGCCACUUUACCAUGAAGUACCCCAAUUUUGAACUUCUGUUCUGUGUGCCAGACGAUCAGGAUCCUGCCAUUACCUUGGUUCAGCGACUCCAGGAGAAAUACCCAAAUGUGGAUACCCAGCUCUUCAUAGGUGGAAAAGAGGGCAUUAUUAAUCCAAUGGUGUUUAAUAUGGCCCCUGCAUAUGAGAAUGCAAAAUACCCCAAUAUUUGGAUCAGUACCAGUCGUAUAAAAGCCUCAUCAGAUAUCAUUCUAGACCUUGCAUGUAAACUGAAGAAGCCAAAUGUUGGUUUAGUUCAUCAAAUGCCAUUUGUUACAGACCAGAAAGGAUUUGCAGCUACCUUAGAAAAAGUGUACUUUGGUUGUGCCUUACCCCGGUAUUACAUCGCCCUGAACCAGUUGAACCAGGCCUGUUGUACAGGGAUGUCUUACAUGUUCAAAAAGUCUGUGGUGGAUGAAGUGAAAGGCUUGGUGCAUUAUGGAAAAUACUUGGCCGAAGACUUCUUUCUCACCCAUGCCAUUCAUGACAAGGGCUACAAACUUGUCAUAUCAGCAUUUCCUGCACAACAGAAUGUGGCAGGUCCAACUGUCAAAGCGUUCAAGAAUCGCAUGGUCAGGUGGAUCCGCCUUCGUAUCAACAUGAUGCCCAUUGUCAGCGGCCUGGCUGAACCUUUGUGUGAUGUCAUCAUUCUCUCACUCCACUCAUCCUGGGCUUUCUAUCAUUUCCUGGGCUUCAAUCCAUACUAUUUUUUCAUCGGCCACGUAAUACUCAACUGUGUGCUUGAUUACAUUAAUCUGAGAAACAUACAGUGUGGACCAUUGCUGUUUUCAAAAUUCCAGUUCAUUUACGUGUGGUUUUUCCGUGAAAUUUUAUCCACAUGGACCUUUAUAGAGGCUUUUAUUCAACCGAGAACUAUAACCUGGGGGGCUAGGACAUACCAGGUUCGACUCGGGGGACAUACGACUCUGAUGAGAGACGAGACCAAAAAGUGUAAAUCCUAGCCGCCUAUGCCGAUGGAGAUUAAUUGCCAUAUCAUUGAAUUGUGUAUGCAAAUGAGUGUGGUACCCCAUAUUAGUGUGUGAAACAUGUAUAGCGCAAGUAGCAUGACAAAUCAUGGACUCAUUUAUAUUGUAUUACUGGGAAGAGUGAUGCAUCAAGAAUGCAUCAAAUGAAACGCAUUGAAUAUCAUACCGGUACAUACGGUAUCAUUUCAUAGAUAAUCAGUGGCAUUUGUCAGAGUGUCUCAAUGUAGUGUAUGUGUGUAUUUGAACUCAUUGGCAUUCUGUUUUGUUUUUUUUUACAAAGUUUCUAACUCAUUAGCAUAUCAGCAAACAGAUUUCGGAACCACAUUAGCAGCAAACGGAUCUGUGUUGGAAUCCAUUGGUUAGCAAUAUUUUGUUAUUGAAUUCAAUUGUUAUCAUAUAUAUUUUUGUACGUACAUGCAAAUCUUUUUAUUAAAUGUGUAAUUCAUGUUAUCUAAGGCCCAAAAAUAGGUAGCAAAACAAAUAAAUUCCAUACUAGUUUUUCGACAGCUGGUAAUAACUAUUUAUGAUUGAAAUUUCUGUUUUCAGCAGAUUAAUUUUUUUAUAUUGCAUAUAGCAAUAUGUUACAAGUCAUGACUCACUGAGUUAAGGUUAAUAUCAAAUUCAUUUGCAGCAUUAUCAUUAAAUACAUGUAUAUAAAUGGUGCAUAUUUGUUUAAAUCUCUCUCUUGGAACACAAAGUACACUCUAGUUUUGUAACCACUAAAUGUACAUAUUUUUACCAGUAAUUUAUGAUAUAUCCGUUGAAUUUCUUGUCAGCAUAAGAUAAUGACCACAUUGUCUCUUGCUCAAAAUUUUUGUCGUUAUGAUAUUUUGAUUAGAUGUUUUCAUAUUUUUUUUAAAAAAGAUAAUUAUAUAUUUUUAUUUUGAUAGUCAAUUUAUUUCUUUGUUGUAGAAUAAGUCUUCAUUUUGAAAGCAAUAAUAGUCCAAGUGCUUAAGUGCAAGUGUAGUCUUGGGGGGUUUGGACCCUUUCCCCUCCCUGGGAAAUUCAAACUUAAAAAAGUGCAUCCCCCCCCUCUCUUCCUCAGUAAAAAUUAAUGGAUCCAGGCAUGUAUGGUAGUGUCCUUUUAUUGAUAAAUAGGCAUUUUCCUCAGUUAACCAUUGCAUAAAAGAUCAUUCAGAUUGUGACCAAAAUAGCAUACCGUACUUAGAACAUUUUCCGUCUAUAGGGUCUCAAACACCUUACUUUUAUGUCUAAUUGCACAUUAAAAAGAGAAUGUAGAGUUAUCUAGCACGUUUCAUAUAUAUAUAGAGUACGUAGUGUUAACUCACUUCAGCCUCAUACAUGUGCAUGUCAACAAAUAUUUUUUUCUCAUAUCAUAAUACAAUAUAUUAAUGUUUUGUUUUUCUUUUUGGAAUAUUUAUCAUAUUAAUUUGUUAAUGUUUAUUUCAAGAGUUUUUCCAUGUCAGAAUUUAAAUACAAGCAUUGGUUUACUAGGCAGUUCGACGCAGUUGUGAUUGUUUACCGUUACAUGGUAAAACUCAUAUAUAUAAGAUUUUGAAUGAGGAAUGAAUCUUACUUUUAUAACAGCUAGUGCAUGAAUUGCCAAAAUUUUAUUGAAGUAGUAGUAUUAGUCAGUGGUUUAUAUACAUGUAUAUAAAAAUUAGAAAAUCUUACACCAAAGAAUAUCUGCUAUGGCAUCUAAAGAUUGAAAUUUAUAAUGGAAGGAGAGUUAUCAGCUUUACAUUAAGUUACCGGGUGGAUUUCAUGGGGUUUUUUUUGUUCUACACUAUUAAAUAAAGGAGGUCUUGCUAUGGGUUUGGGGAAAGGAUAAAACUAUGGCAUAAUAAUAAAUCUUUUUAAACUAUAGCUUUAGAGAGCUCAAGAAUUCGUUUGAUAUUUAAUUGUUUUUCCUAUAUCUAAAUGUGAGGAGUGAAUAUCUAUAUAUAGUUCUACCAGUUGGAUCCUACUGUUUCAUCGGUUUACCGUAAUUUUUUUUUUUAUCAGAGUAUAUGUCAUUGAAUUAAUCAUAUUUUACGAACAUUGUUGUUCACAUUUAAAAGUUUUAGAUAUACAUAACUAUUGAAUAGUACAUUACAUUACUAUGUAUGCAUGUAUUUAAGUUCCAUUGAAUUGUGAUAUUUAAAAAAAAAAACAGGGAGAUAUGCUGUAUUAUAAUCCAAUAUUUUUCUUAUGAUAUCAUUUGAUAUUUUUGCAAAAAGAGCUCUCAACAUUCCAUUUAAUGCAUGUAGAAUGAUGUAUUUUAUAAUGAUAUGAAGAUGAGAUAAAAAUAUAUUUAAGAAUUAUAUGCAUCAGUAGAUAUAUUGCUGUUGUGUGUACUUUAUGUAAAUAAAUUUAUCUAUUUUUAACAUUUUGGACAAUUUCAUGAGAAAAGUGUAAAGAGAUUUGCUGUAAUUUAAUUCAUAGUGAAAUAAGUUGAAGACAAUUUGUGAAUAGCAAAUAAAAUUCUAGAUUUUGUGAAAGA